UCAUGUGUCCCUAAAGGCGCACGGUAGCCUGCGACCGAACCGUGUGUUCUGCUGCGGCCGGGACGGCGUGCACCUCCAGCCCAGUGAGAAAUACACCCCUGCCAGGUCCCGCCAACAUGUCUGCGUCUUUAAAAAAGAAGUGCACACCGAGCCGUGCGUGAUGUCAGGCAGCUCGCGGUCCGCGCACUGUUCAUGUGAGUGCGCCCUGCGUUCACUUCCUGUAAGGGGACAGCGGAGAGAGAGAGAGAAAGAGAGAGUGGGAUAGAGAGAUGGGAGAGCCAGGACCGAAGAGGGAGAGAUAGAGGGAGAGACAGCGGACGAGAGGAAAGCCAGGGGCCUGCUCUUUUCCUUUUUUUUUUCUUCCCGUCUUUGAAACACCCAGCAAAACUUUAGAGGUCUAUCCGGAGGGAGAAGCGUGUGCCACAUCUGCGCCAGCUGACAGCCGCGGCUCAUGGAAUAACCACAUAUCUGGAUGCCUCUCUCAGUGGCAGAGUCUGCAGUGAAUAUCUGAAGCCCCCAUCUUCCUCUGCCUCUCUGCCAACAUGUCCCAGCUGCUCCAUGUGGAGAUACCCAACUUUGGAGCCACGGUCCUCGGCUCCCUCAACGAGCAGCGCCUGCUGGGACACUACUGUGAUGUAUCCAUCCUGGUCAAAGGUCAGGCUUUUAAAGCCCACCGGGCCGUUUUGGCUGCCAGCAGCCUCUACUUCCGUGACCUCUUCAGCAGCUCCACCAAGACCCAGUUUGAGUUGCCCUCCUCAGUCACACCUGCUUGCUUUGAGCAGAUCCUCACUUUCUGCUACACAGGGAAGCUAACAAUGGCAGCUAGCGAACAGCUGGUGGUCAUGUACACAGCUGGCUACCUCCAAAUUCAGCAUAUAGUUGAAAGAGGCAUGGACCUAAUGUUCAAAGCCAACUCACCUCACUGUGACUCGCAAACAGCGGGGUCUUUAGAGGAAACAUGUUCCGAACCACAGAGUCCCUCUAAUAAUGGUAACGGCCUGGCGGUGGCUGCCCUGCUGGGAACCCCCGGUUGGCCUCAGUCUUUGCUCCUGUCACAGCGUAAGAUUAAACUAGAAGGGGGCGAACCGACACCCCUGACGAUGCCCUCAAUACAAAGCAAGAUUUCUUCCUCGGAGUUGGGCAGUCGGCUGGCGAGGGCGAGUUCGUUAUUCUACACGACAGCUGGAGGGAACCCAGUCCCCGGUUUGCCUACUUACCACCUUCAAGGAGCCGGAGGAGGAUUAGGAGUAGAAAGGUCCAGUCCUGGAUCGUCCAGCUUGCCCACCACUGACAGUCCAACAUCCUACCAGAAUGAGGAUGAGGAGUUUGAGGAAGAGCCCUAUGAUGGAAUGACAGAGGAUGCCUACAGUCAUCUCUAUGGACGUUCAGCUAACCCCUAUGGGAUCCAGGACAAGCCAGAGAUGGCGGUGGUGCCCUUGGCCUUGGAGAACCGCAACUGUGUGCUGAUCCGCCGGGACCUGGUGGCGCUGCCUGCAAGCCUCAUCAGCCAGAUAGGCUACCGCUGCCACCCUAAGCUCUACACCGAGGGGGACCCCGGGGAGAAGCUGGAAUUGGUAGCUGGUACGCAGGUGUUCAUGACUCGAGGCCAGCUGAUGAACUGUCAUCUAUGUGCCGGUAUCAAACACAAAGUCUUGCUCCGCCGUCUGCUAGCUACGUUCUUUGAUCGAAACACUUUAGCCAAUAGCUGUGGGACAGGUAUCCGUUCUUCUACUAGUGACCCCAGUAGGAAACCCCUGGACAGCAGGGUCCUCAACGCUGUAAAACUCUACUGUCAGAAUUUCAACCCUAACUUCAAGGAGAGUGAAAUGAAUGUGAUUGCUGCUGACAUGUGCACCAACGCGAGACGCGUGCGCAAGCGAUGGCUGCCGAAGAUCAAGUCCAUGCUGCCUGACGGCAUGGAGGUGUACCGUGCAGGAAUGGGCAUGGGUGCUGCUGUGGGUCUUGGCCUGGCACUGGGUGCCUCUCAACAAGGGGUACCCCUCCCCUUCGAGCCCGACUUCAAGAACCUAGAGCAGAGGUAUUAUCCAGAUCGUAAGGACCCUCUAAGGACUCACCCACCGCUCACAGAGGGCAGCCCCGGGUCCAGGGCGGCUGGAGCUGAGGCUGAAGCCGAAGGAGUUGUGCAGGAGGAGCAAGAGGAAGAUGAGGAUGAAGCUGGGUUAGAAGGUGUCGAUGCAUCACUUGGGGCACCGACUUUGAUCCCAGGUGCUGAGGCGGGCAAUUGUGGAGACACGCCGUCGGAGCAGGAAGUGGAAAGUUUUGAACAAGGUCUGAGGGUGAAUGGACAGUGAACGUCCCUUGUUGGGAGCUGCCUCUCACAUUGUGAAAUCUGUUUUAACACCUCGUUUUCUUUUGCUUGCAUCUUGUCCAGCGCUCUUUCUUCUCCUCUGUGCUUCCUCAACAGGAAUCGUCAGCACACAAAGCAGCGCUCGUAGAUCUCGCUAACAGAAAUUUGUCACACAUGCAUGCGCACCCGUGUGCUUGUGUACACACUUACUUAAUUGAUAGUGGAAGUAGACACAGGCAUGGCAUUAGCACAUCACGCAAAUCAAUGAUUUCUGCUCAACCCUCUUCUUCGUAUGUGCUGUAUUGACUCAGUAUUUCAGCUCCUGCAGCAAUAUCACAAAGGCCUGAUACCAGAACAAAUGGCUGUAAUGAUUCAUGAUAUCAGCGCAGCACAGAAGCAACACUUGCUUGCUGGCAGUCCACGGAGUGUGCGAUAUGAUGGUUUUUAAAAUCAUGCAGUUUUCUGAAAGAAAAAAAAACAUGUAACCUUGGGAGAAACGGAUCAGAGAGACAGCUCUCUUAAUAAGCAAUUAAAGGUCAAGCACUGAAUUAGCACAAUUGAACUAAACAAUUUUCAUUUCCUGUUAAAAAAGAGGAUUUCAUUUUUAUGAUAAAGGGUUUCCUGGGAAAGUUAAAGACUUCUCCACAAUCUAACUAAUAAUCUAUCACAUGGACUUGUUUUUUCAUGCAUACUUUCCCAUGACACAUUGGAUUAGAUUGUCAAUGUGAUGCCUGUGUCUGCUCCAGACAGCCCCCGCUAACCACACAUACAGACACACACACAAACACACACACACACACACACAUGAGCACACAUUUAAGAUAAUAGCCUUUUAAUAUAUGCACCAAUGCAUUGAAUACACCAUUCAAAGAAAAUACAAUAACGUAACAAUGCUUUUUAACUUUGAAGAAUCCUUUUCAAUUACCAGUUAUCAUUCUGUCUUGGAGAUACACGGACAAGAACAAGCCCUACAACCCAAGCUUGCAUGCAUGAAUACAAACAACGGAUACAGAGAAAUUAUGGAAAACAACAACAACAACAACAACAAAGCCACAAACCUGCAUAGAAAUGAUUAAAAAAAACAGCUACUGUUGCCUCGAGAUAUACCAUUACUACGCAAAAGAACUCCUUUUUCCAUUUCUCACCGGGACGUUUCUCACAGACCACAGUCUGACACAUGUUAGAACUGAUUCGGAUGUUACUCAGAAGUGACUGUGUUUGACACAGUACUGGUUGGAUUCUUUUUUUUGUUUGUUUUUUGUUUUUAAGUAUGGAGCGCUCUGUCACCACAGGUAGAGGAGACUGACGUGCACUACACCAAGUGGUAGAAGAAAUAAAACAUGCCAUAGAGAGGCACUGUUUAACCUUGAUGUGGUGCGAUACUACAGCGUCCUGCUUCCGUCCUGCUUUUUUUUUCCCCAGGGGGGUGGGAGGGGUGUUGGGGGGUAAGUUAUUGAAUAAAACGUAUAAGAGCAAUUUCUGCUGGCUUAUUGCAUUUGCACUCAAAUUUAAAAAAAGGUUAAAGGUGGGAGACUAAGGAGUUUGCCUAAAUAUGACUGUACUAAAGACUGAAUCUUUUUUUUCCUCCACAUCACCCUGAUUAUUUAUUCAAUUUUGGGUAUUGUGGGGAAAAAAACCAAAUGGUCUUUCUGACAAUGACUGUUUCAAAAAAAAAAAAAUCUUGGACGGGGAUGUCACAAGGCAAUGUCGAACAGCAACGUAAACCUUUAUUUGUCUUGUCGUAGACAUUUUUCUUUUCUUCGUUAAUAUGUUUUCACACUAUCUGCCACAUGUAAGGACGCAGUCCGAGCAGCCUUUCUUUGUUAUUGUUUUGUGAAAAGAUUUUUAAAAAGCUAUGCUGUCCUUAUGUUUUCUUCCAUUUUCCAAGUUUUCCCGCAGAUUUAAUCACGAGAUAAGACUAUCGAAUCCAGUCAAUGUAUUAACCCCAGGGUAAUUCUAAGCCACCGCCAUUAUUUUGGGAAAGUACAAGGAAUUCUGAAGUGGUUGAAAAUAGAAAUUGUCAUAUUUUGUCACCACAGAAUGUGAAAGCAUGAAUGAACAACUAAGCAGAAACGACUGAAUAUGCCCUCGGUGUAUAUUGGACCUGUUUGUUUGAAACAUCAGUGCUGUGUCACUUCGAAGGUUGGGCCAGAUUAUUCUCUGUCUGUUCUACAAAUCUUUUUUUUUUUGGGGUGGGGGGGGUGCUUUAAGAUGGCCCUGCACAAGAAACACAGGGUUAAAAUUGCACUAGGUAAUAAUAGUAAUGACGUUUACAAAUUUCUUUUUCUUUCUUAUUUUUUUUUUGUGGUUGAAGAAAUGUGAUCUGCCAUUGAUAAAACAGGGCUGUGACAGAAUGGCUGAGAUGAUGGAUGAAUGUAAACUGUAGCACUGCUUUGGUGAGGGCUCCGAGCCUUGACUGAAUAUGGUAAAAUACUGAAUCUCUUUUUUAUAUAUCUGUAUGACUCACUUCUUUCCUCAAUUGUAUACUCUCAAACAAAUGGGCCAUAAUAUAAAACUAAUCUGGCUGUUCGGCUGGAUGAUGUUCUAACCUAAAGCUUUAGUGAUGUUGUGAUUUUUUUAAAGAACUUAUUUGAACAGGUCUUCCACUGUGGCGGACACGGGGCGAGGUUCAAGUACAGGCUUUUAUUACACCGCUGUUUAUACUAUCUCUAUCCCAACAGUUGUGUCUCUAAUGUUGAAAUGACACGUGUGUUCGCAAAACUGAAGAUUUCUUAAAAAUUCAGCAAAUUAUUUCUUAUUUUCUAAUUUAUUAAGUGACAGUUCCUAAAGUUGCUCUUGUAAAGAAAACAAAUAAAAGAAUAAAGGCGUUCAGUUGCUUGUUGAAGCCACUACCUUAAUGCACUUGUGAUUAUUUGUCAUUCAAGGUAAUAGUCUUCCCAAAAAUGCAUACACAUUUAACUCCAAUAAUUAAUUUAAGUUACAAAUUACAGCAUGCCACCCCUAGUAAAUUCAACCAUAAAUGUUCAACUGUGCAGUUAAAUUAUCAUAUAUAUUAAAUCUAUUUUUCUCUCUUUAUAUUUUCAUGCACUAUAAACCUAUGCUUAUCCAAGGCCUGUUUUCGAACAGGUGCUACUUAAACUACUUAGGUAUUUGAGGCGUUAAAUGACCUGCAGUGGGGAAACACUGAUAUACUCCACAGUAAUAGUGAUAAAGGGGUGAGGAGCAGUGCCUUAGACUGUGACUGUGUGGGCGUGGAUGUUAUGUUGUGAACGUGUAGGUUCAGAGAGAAACUAGACAAAGUACUGGCAGAGUAAAUCUAUAAAUUCACCAAAAAUAUUGGCUUUUGAGAAACUUUGCUUAUAGAAUUAUAUAUGUAACAAUUUAUGUUCUUAUUUUGUAACUUUAUGUUUGCGAUCAUGUCAUUAAUUUGGGGGAAAAUGUGCAAGAUCACCAGUUAGAAUAAGUUGAACAGAUUUACGGCAUUUGGAUACAUUCAACAGCCAAUCAGAAACAACCAAGACUCACAGCAAAAAAAAAGGAAAAAGGAAUCUAACAUAUGAUUUCUAUUUUAGUCACACCCAAGAAAAACAAAUCACACAUAUAUAAGAAUUUUUACGUUAUGUCUUCUGAUAUAUUCACAUUUUAAAUAGUUUUAUCCACUUUGUCCACAAAAAAAACCUUCUUUUCAUUUUUUUUCCUUGCUUCUUUCCUGCUUGGGGUCUUUUUCUUGUGCAGGGUGAAUUUGAACAUGAGUAAAGUUGCACUAAAAAAAAUAUUCUCAGAGAAUGUCAUGGCUAACCCUUGGGAGGAAGAGCUCUAUUGAAAAAAGUCCUGUAAAAUGUAUGUAAUGAAUUUUUUGUACACGUUUCUUUCAUGGAAAGCAGAAUUUGUUUUUUCUUUAAUUUAGUGACAAUAUGUUACAAUAUCUGCCAUUCACCUGCAUGAUUUGAAAACCACGCUAUAAGAGAUGGGAUGGCAUUGUUGAUUGAAAACACCCUUUUUUCCACAAAUUUUCUUUGCAAAUAAAUUGUUGUUUACUUUCUAAAACACUACAUAGUGCUCGCUUCACCCCCCGUUGUUGUAAAACAAAUGUGGGCACAGUGGUUUUUCUUACUUUGAAUGGUCGAACUGAAAACAAUACAUUUAUAUGCAAAGAGACACUUGUAUCAUAAACUGCAUGCCAUUCAGAAAAACUCGUUCUAACCGGAUGAAACCUCUGAUCUUUAUGCACCAUGUAUUUUAUGCUGAAUAACUGUUGUCACUGUUAGCAAACAAAGACUCUUGCAACGAGUAGGGUUUGUAUUUUUACCGCACACCCUGGCCUUUUAUUGAAUGUUUAUUGAAAAGAUUUAUCACCUCUUGUGAUAACGACGACAAAGUAGUGUUUAAAGAGUGGAAUACGUAGAAUAACUACCCAGUUGACUGUGCAUUGAAACCUUCAGCAGACUCAGAAAAUGCACUAAAAGUUUAUACAGUAUGUGUAUGUGUGUGUCCUUGAAUAUAAUGCCAGCACUUUAGAACUACUUCGAAAAAUGACAGAAAAAGAGGGAAAACGUAAAGAGCGACCAAGGGUUCGGUGAACGAGGGGGGAAACGCAACUUUUUAAAGCCAUGUGUUCAGAGCGCUGACAAUCAGAAUAUGGGAUGAGACUCAAAGUGCACUAUGGGAGAUCUGACAUGAGUUGCUGUGCUCUUGCUAUUUGCUUUGUCUUUCUCCAGCUUGCUUUGGUCUCUGCUCGCUUACUCUUUCCCAGAGUCGGGGGACAUUAUGAUGUUAACCCCAGCCUUCUAUAGUUAUUACGUGUGUGUCUCUGCAACAAGGACUGACUGAAGUUUGACUGAUACCUUGGUGCUUCGUGAACAGAGCUGUUCCAUGUUGACAUGGACCAUAUCUGUAAUGCUCUGUAGAGCGUGGGUCGAACUCAGCCCCAAGUCUGGGCUCAUUGGUAACUUCUUGAUGGGCAACAGUCCAAAUAUGACAAAAAAAAGAGGGUCUUAUCAUGCAACCUUACACAUUGAUCAUGGUAAUAUUCUUCACUAUCAACAGGGCCUGGCCCAGGCAAACUGGGAUUGGACAUUAACAGUGUUGAAAACUGCUUUAUGGUUAAAAUGAAAAAUGUUGAAAAUGUUUAUGCGCCUUCCGACUCAAGCAUCAAUAAUAUAUACAACAAGAAAAAAUGCAAGUUGCCACUUUUGACGUUGCAUAAGAAUAUAUGUUCAUUCCCAUCAUGGUUAUGUGCCACCACCAGUUUUGGUUGUGAAGUCUAAGAGUACAUGAUUUCUUUAAAUGCAAUACAGAAAAAUCUGCUUUCUAAUAAAAGUCCUUACUUCACCAUA
Messenger RNA from Hippoglossus stenolepis (Pacific halibut), 7605 nucleotides. Its product is annotated as nucleus accumbens-associated protein 2. Gene Ontology annotation, molecular function: protein binding; DNA-binding transcription factor activity, RNA polymerase II-specific; RNA polymerase II cis-regulatory region sequence-specific DNA binding. The record is from RefSeq and is a predicted model, not a curated record. The transcript has 7 exons. The coding region runs from base 543 to 2312 and encodes 589 amino acids. Gene Ontology annotation, biological process: regulation of transcription by RNA polymerase II. Lineage: Eukaryota; Metazoa; Chordata; Actinopteri; Pleuronectiformes; Pleuronectidae.